CCUCACGCAGAUGCCCAAAGCGCCGUGGGCAUAGAAGUCUCCAAACCCCAGAAUUCUACUUACUUCACCGAACCCCAGUAGAUUAGAGCAUAAAAUAGCCUAAUGUUAAUUAUAGUUAUUUAAAUUAAUUCAUUAAUAUAGCCUUAUAGUUUUCUUUCCAACACCUUAGUUUGCCUUUCCAAGAGACCUCUUUGUGCAAACUCUUUUAUACUCUAUGUGCACGUCCCCGGGACUUACUGCACAUCCCCAGUCGGUGUUGCUGAUGCCAUGCCCCGCAACCACAGUGGCGAUGAGGCCGGUACUGGGCUCUGGAUGAAAACCUCUCCAGGGCGUCGGGCUCAGAACUAUAGGUUGAAAGAUGUGGAGUCUGGACGGAGGAUGAUGAACAACACUGUUCGAGUCGGAGACGGGAUGCUUUCGCCGGACGCUGCAGGUGCAGGGGGCGCGGAGAGGCGAAAGGGCGCCCGGUUGAGUUUGCUCGGGAAGCCGCUCAUCUACAGCGCGCAGAGCGGGCGCAGGAACGCGCACUACCGGCGUCUCCAGAAUUACCUAUAUAAUGUACUGGAGAGACCCAGGGCAUGGGCGUUCAUCUACCACGCCUUCGUGUUCAUCUUGGUGUUUGGCUGUCUGGUCCUGUCAGUGUUCUCCACAAUCCCUGCCCAUCAGGACCUGUCCAACCACUUUCUGCUCAUCCUGGAGUUUGUGAUGAUCGUGGUGUUUGGGCUGGAGUACAUCAUCAGGAUAUGGAGCGCAGGUUGUUGCAGUCGCUACAGGGGCUGGCAGGGACGCCUCCGCUUUGCCAGGAAACCCUUCUGUGUUAUAGACAUCAUUGUACUCAUAGCUUCCAUUGCUGUGGUGUCAGCGGGUAGCCAAGGUAACAUCUUUGCCACCUCAGCAUUGAGGAGCCUUCGCUUCCUGCAGAUCCUGCGAAUGGUGCGCAUGGACCGCAGAGGGGGCACCUGGAAACUACUGGGAUCUGUAGUCUACGCGCACAGUAAGGAGUUGGUGACAGCUUGGUACAUUGGGUUCCUGGUGCUCAUCUUCUCUUCGUUCCUGGUCUACCUCGUGGAGAAGGAGUUCAACAAAGACUUUGCCACCUAUGCCGAUGCUCUGUGGUGGGGCACAAUUACUCUGACGACCAUCGGCUACGGAGACAAGACUCCUCAGACGUGGACGGGUCGUCUGAUCUCAGCUGGCUUUGCUCUGAUGGGGAUCUCCUUCUUUGCCCUGCCUGCCGGUAUCCUGGGCUCAGGCUUUGCCCUGAAGGUACAGGAGCAGCACAGACAAAAACACUUUGAGAAGAGGAGGAACCCAGCAGCCAGCCUCAUCCAGUGUGUCUGGCGUAGUUAUGCUGCAGAUGAGAACUCGGUUUCCAUAGCUACCUGGAAGCCUCAUUUGAAGGCGCUGCAUACCUGCAGUCCUGCAAAGAAAGAACAGGGUGAGACGAUUAGCAGUACUAAGUUGAGCUUUAAGGAGCGGGUACGGAUGGCAAGCCCUCGCGGCCAGAGCAUGAAGAGCCGCCAGACGUCCAUCAACAACGACCGGCGCUGUUCCCCGGGCAACGAUGUGGCAGCAGCUGCUGAGAAGCGCAGCAGCCCUGCCAAGGUACAGAAGAGCUGGAGCUUCAACGACCGCACCCGCUUUAGACCCUCCCUACGCCUCAAAAGCCAAUCACGCACCGCGCCCUCCGAGGUGGACACAGGAAUGGGGAAUGAUGACACGUUCGACGACAGGGGCUGCCAAUGUGAUGUCACCAUGGAGGACAUAUCAGCUCCACAGAAGGCUGUCAUCAGAGCCGUCAGGAUCAUGAAGUUUCAUGUAGCAAAGAAGAAGUUUAAGGAGACUCUGCGUCCAUACGAUGUGAAGGAUGUGAUAGAGCAGUACUCUGCAGGACACCUGGAUAUGCUCUACAGAAUCAAGAGUCUACAGACUAGGGUGGAUCAGAUACUGGGUAAGGGCCAGAUCCCCAUGGACAAAAAGAUCAGGGACAAGCUUCACCCUGACAGGGACACACUGGAGGACAUGAGUAUGCUGGGACGUGUGUGUAAAGUGGAGAGACAGGUGACGUCCAUAGAGUCGAAGCUGGACUCUCUGCUAGAUGUGUACAGGCAGGUGCUGAAAAAGGACUCGUCUGCCCUCACCCUCUCCUCCCUGCCCCUGUUCGAGCUGGAGAACCAGACAUCCGACUACCAGAGCUCCAUCCUCAGCAAGGACCUGUCCUCUGGCUCCCCCCAGGGAGGGGAGGGCGUAAGAGGGCACCGAGGUGGAGGUGGUGGGGGGAUGUCCCGUUCAACAACAGGUGACCAUCUCCCCAGGGGCCUCCAGCUCAUCCUGGCCCCCAGCGAACUCACCCUCAACACCUGCCCCCCCUCCUACCCUGCCUCCACCGUAUCUCUCACACCCUCGCCCUUCCUGCCCCCUGAUAGCCCCUACCCGCUCCUCGCCAAGCCCAGUAGUUUCCCCAGACGAGCGCAUUUCCCUAACCUCCUGCCCCCUCCACCAUCCGCUGGUGCCACCACCCUCCAGCCGCCCCCCACUGGCCCUCAGCACAGACAACCCCUCAGCCCCACCCCGGAUGCUCCUCGAGGGGGUAGGCUGGAGGUGAGCUCAGGCCCCUCUGUGAUGGUGGGCUCCAGGGUGGACGAUGGAGAGGAGGAGGACAGUGAGGGGGGACAUGCCCAGGGCAGGGUGCAGCUGAGGGGGAAACCCCACUUGUGGGAAGAGGGCCCCUGGAGGAGGCACUUGAGCCUGGAAGUGGACCCCUUGCUGCUGCUCUCUUCUGGAUAUGAGGGGGUGCCCUCUGAGUGGGGACAGGGGCUGGGGAAGUCCCGGUCAGCACACAACCUCACCCAGCCAUUUGUAGACAACCCCCCCAACCUGUCCUCCCCCCUCGGCAACAGUAGCAGUUCCAGUGACGGCUCCCAUGGCAACCCCAACUGUGAUCUGGAGCCGCAGGUGGACCAGUUUGAUUUCCUGUCCCAUGAGAGUGACUUCCUGUCCCAUCCCACAUCGGACGGUACUGGCUGCUUGGACCUCUUGCGGACUGAAGAUGGGAGGUCCUCAAGCAGUUUGACCGGACCCCUCAUCCCCACAAUGGGCAGUGCAGAGUCCCUCAACCAGCUUCCCCAUGUACGACUAAAAUAACAUAGGAGUGAAUCAAAUAACCCCCUCCCCCCGGCACAGACAUUAACAAUAUGACCAUCCAGCAUAAAGGACUCACAUGACACUUGAAAAUGUUGAUUAUAACUUUGUUUUUGAGAUGUUUGAGAUGUCAAUCAAAGAUGUGCUCUCAUACAUAUCAUUGCAUGGACUAUUUCCUAAAACAGGAACAAGCUGAGAAACUAACAGGGGGAGGGGAGAUGGGGGAGGAAGAUUGAACAAAGAGAGGAUGGUCAAAUAGUUGUACUGUUUGCUCUCUCGACUAUGCAUGACCACUGCAUGUCUAAACUGCACUUCAGGGUCGAGAGCAUUCAAGCCCCCGAGCCCCUUCGAUAGCCCUGGAACCACAGUUAUGAUGGUUGAGUCCAACCUCAUAAGCCCACAUCUCACCUGUUUACCUGCACGUUCCAUUAAUGUAUCUUCCAAACCCUUGAGAGGCAAUUUGGAGCAGUCAGCUAUUAUUAUCCAAAUAUUCCUAACAAGCUCACAAUUUAGUAAUAGAUAAUGCAAUAAUUAAUUUGAUAUUAACAUAACAAGAUAACCCUAUUGAAGUAAAGUUGUCAAUUAUUUUCCUAAUAAAUUGUACAAUCUU
Coregonus clupeaformis (lake whitefish) is the source of this 3751-nucleotide messenger RNA. It is a transcript of the gene kcnq5a, whose product is annotated as potassium voltage-gated channel, KQT-like subfamily, member 5a. Gene Ontology annotation, cellular component: membrane. Bases 268 to 3144 code for a protein of 958 amino acids. Gene Ontology annotation, molecular function: voltage-gated potassium channel activity. Gene Ontology annotation, biological process: transmembrane transport; potassium ion transport. NCBI's taxonomy places the organism in Eukaryota, Metazoa, Chordata, Actinopteri, Salmoniformes, Salmonidae. The record is from RefSeq and is a predicted model, not a curated record. The transcript is spliced from 14 exons.